AUGAGUGAUACAGCCGUCAAUUAUCAUCUCAUGGAUGCUCCAGAUGGGGCACUGCCAUGCUCCCGCGUCAAGCUAUCAAUCGAGUGCAAAUCCUUGAGGAACAUGGACACGUUUAGCAAAUCUGACCCGUUCGUGGUGAUUGAACUGAAGGACAAGCAGGGAAGAUUCGCUACCACCAUCGAGAUGGAUUAUUUUUUCGAAGAGAUGCAGCAUUUGAAGUUCAGUGUGUAUGACGAAGACAACAAAUCGAGGAAACUUUCGCAACAAGACUUCAUCGGAUCUUGCGAGUCAAGUCUGGGAAGUAUCGUCGGGUCAAAGUCAAACAGUCUCUCUGCGCCGCUGAAAGGAGAGUCGGGUGCAGAUGAGAAGAAAUACGGUGCGAUUCGCAUUCUGGCGGAAGAAAUCAAAGGCUUUAACGACUGCAUCCGUCUGCGCGUUGCAGCUUCAAAGGUGCAGACGAAAGAUUGGUUCGGGAAGGGGGAUCACUACCUAGUUUUCAAAAGGCGACGAGUGGACGGGGAGUAUGAGAUGGUGUGGAAGACUGAGGUCAUCAAGAACUCUAAGGAUCCUUCAUGGCAGCCUAUAGAGAUUCCUUUGAAGAAUUUCAACUCGGGAGACAACAGUGCGAAUAUUGUGAUUGAGUUGUGGGAUUGGAAUGCUGUCUCAAAGCAUGAUUAUCUUGGAAAGGUCUCGACAAACACGAUGGAACUUCUCAAAGCCCCAAAGAAUUUCCCCUUCACAAAACCAGAGUCAAAGAAUCCAAACAAGGACAGGGGGCAACUUGUGGUCAGCCUGGCUGAGAUCUACCAUCCCCCAUCUUUCCUCGAGUACAUAGCCGGAGGUUGCGAGAUCAACGUGAUGGUCGCCGUCGACUUCACUGCAAGCAACGGCAACGUCAACCUCCCUAACUCCCUUCACUACAUGAACCCAACAGGCUGGAAUGACUACCAGAAGGCCAUUGUUGCUGUUGGUGAGAUCCUCGAGAAGUACGAUGCAGACAAGCAGUUUGACGUGUUCGGCUUCGGCGCUCGCCUCCCCAAUGGCUCCGUAUCUCACUGCUUCUCCCUCAAUGGCGAUGCUUCCAACCCGAGCGUUUUGGGGGUGCAGGGCAUUCUGGACGCAUACGCUGCAUCCCUGUCGAACGUAACGCUCUUCGGUCCCACCAACUUUGCUCAGGUCAUUCGCAAUGCAGACACCAUCUCUCGUUCGUAUCCUGUCGAGUCGCAGAAGUACACAGUCUUGCUCAUCCUCACCGACGGGGAGAUCACGGACAUGGCGGAAACAACUGAGGCGAUCAUCGACGCCUCUAACUCUCCCCUCUCCAUUGUCAUCGUUGGCAUUGGGCCCGCAAACUUCGACAAGAUGAACACGUUGGACGGAGACGAUGAGGUUCUUACCAGUGAGAGGACAGGGAAGAGAGUCUCGAGAGACAUUGUGCAGUUUGUGGCUUUCAGAGAGUUGGCAAGCAAUGGUCCUCUGCUGGCCAAGGAAGUUCUCCAUGAGAUUCCGGAUCAGCUGACAUCCUACAUGAAGUCAAAGAACCUCCGACCGAAGAAGAAGCCUGUUGUGGAGUCUGUCUGGACUGUGGACAUGUAUGGAAGCUCCCUUCCACCUGGCUGGGAGGAGGCCAUCGAUCCAAGCUCUGGAAGGCCAUACUAUGUUAACCACAUGGUGAGGGGAGUAGAAAGCGUGCGGGGAGAAGUGCAGGAAGGAUCGCAGAGCUCUUGUGCGAAAGAGAGCGGACCAGAGGGAUGCUGUCAGAUUUGCUGUGGUCCUCCAAUCUCUUUCGCUGUUCGGGGAGUUUGCACCAUCCUCUUGCUCGACUAUCUCAUCGUUGCCAUCGCCAGCGGCGUGCAGUUGAAGGCGAACGACUGCUGCAAGACCUCGGCAGACUCAGUGAUAAUCAUCGGCAUCAUCUUGGGGAUUGUGGGGUGCAUGAUAUACCUAUUCGGUCUCGUGAGACUUAACAGCGACACUACGUCGGCUUCGAUCUUGUUCCACCUCCAUAUGGUAUUCACAAUCUUCUACGAACUUUUCGACAUCUGUUACACACCAGGUUUGUCGAAGAGUAAGAGAGAUAAGGAUCCAACAUUCGAUCUCUACUGCAGCAUGACUUGUGCGGCAAACAAUACCAACGCAUGCCGAGCUUUUCGAAAUGAAACCUGCAAUUACCGUUCCUCAUCUCCUGCUGCAGUCAUCGGUGUCAUCAUCCAACUCUUCAUCAAGCUCUACUGGGGUUACAUCCUGUGGAGCUACUGGGUGAGGAUGAAGACUGGAACACUCGAUGGCGGCCUGGAAGGGAAUGGGUAUGGCAUGCAAGCUGCCGCUGCUGUACCAGCCACGUCAGCCCCCAUGGCGAUCCCAGCGGAUUCUAUCCCCAUGGCGAUCCCUGUCGCACGUGCAGAAGCGACUCCGAUCGCCCAGCCGGUUACACAAGAUACAGAAAACUAA
Messenger RNA from Guillardia theta CCMP2712, 2451 nucleotides. RefSeq lists its product as hypothetical. Gene Ontology annotation, biological process: cellular response to calcium ion. The record is from RefSeq and is a predicted model, not a curated record. Gene Ontology annotation, molecular function: protein binding; calcium-dependent phospholipid binding. Bases 1 to 2451 code for a protein of 816 amino acids. NCBI's taxonomy places the organism in Eukaryota, Cryptophyceae, Pyrenomonadales, Geminigeraceae. The transcript is spliced from 16 exons. Gene Ontology annotation, cellular component: plasma membrane.